Cicer arietinum (chickpea) is the source of this 2628-nucleotide messenger RNA. Its product is annotated as F-box protein At2g26850-like. NCBI's taxonomy places the organism in Eukaryota, Viridiplantae, Streptophyta, Magnoliopsida, Fabales, Fabaceae. The record is from RefSeq and is a predicted model, not a curated record. Gene Ontology annotation, molecular function: protein binding.
CAAAAAGUGUAAACAAGGAUUUGAAAAUAGAGGGAAUUAAUUGGGAAAUGGUGAAGAAUUGGUUGAAGUGAGAAGGUGAAGAAAAGGACCUAUCUUACCCACUACCAUCUGCCUUCCACAUUCAUCACCAAAUCCUUUUAAUCUCCCUCUCUAUAAAUUGUUAUUUGUGGACCUAUCAAUCCUUCAAUUUCAACUACCAUAGAUUUGUUCUUUGCACAAAUUAUUCCCAUAUCAAUAAUAUUAUUUAAAUUUCUUUUACAUAAAAGAUAUAUAGAGAUUCUUCAGAUUUGGGUCUUUGCAUCUAGACUUAUUGUAUCUUUUUCUUUUAAUUUUGUCUCCCUUUUUUGUUGCCAUUUUUGUUAAUCCCAUUUUCCAGGUGUCACAAAACCUUGUAUCAGAUUUUGGUGCCCCACAUUUCUUUGCCUUCCUUGUUCAUCUCUCUCAUUGAAUGACAGCUGUUAAGUUUGUUUUGUUCCUUUUUGUUGUCGGAAGCCAAUAAAUGCAUAAAAGCAUUUCUUAAUCAAUUUUUCAAUCUCUUUUUUAUGAUACACAUAGGUUUGAAAAAUAAUUUCGCGGCCAUAAUUUGUGGCUGCGAAAUUAAGUAUUUUAAAUUUAUUACAUUAUUAGUUACAUUUGACUGCAAUUUGUAUGAAAUAUCAAGGAUCACAAUUUGAUAACAACUGCAACCAAAUUUUUAAAUUUGUCUAAUAGUAAUUCAAGUCAAAGCAAUUUCCACCCCAAUUCGUCGGUGUGUUUGUGUAUCUUAUUUAUUCCGUCCAAACAUAUGUGAAGAGACCCACCAUUGGGUUUUUUGGUGGGCUAUCUUUGAACCAAUUAAUAAAAAAAAAAAAGCCCUCCAUUCUUUAAAAAGGUGUUUGUUUGAAAUUGAAGAUUCCAAAUUUGUUCAAUAGUUUUGGUUAUGUAGUAAGGUUUCAUUUUGCUUUUGAUUAUUAUUAUCUUAAAUAACAAAUAAAGUGAUUGCCUUUCCUUUCCAAAUUAGGCUUCUCCACUAACUAGAGACUCUUAUCUCAUAUGCCAAAUUCAAGUUUGACCCGUAAAUCAUUUCCUAUAUUCUAAUAAUGUUACUUCUUUACUUCAUAAUCAUAACUUGCAUCUCCUUUUUCUUGUUUAUAAACACUAUUUUUCUCAAACCACUUCCAUCAUGGACUAGUGCAACUGAUAAGAAGUUGCUUCCCUUUUUGUUCUGCCAAGAAACAUUCUCAAAGGUUUUAAGAAAUCACCACUUUUUGAUUGGUUUACUUUGUCAAAUUCAUACAAAGAUGUCUCUGAUGAAAAAGAGUUUGAAUUCAAGAAUAGAGAAUGUUGAAGAGACUCAUCAUGAGUUGUCAUUGUUGGACUUGCCUGAACUGACCUUAGAAUGCAUACUUGAAAAGCUACCUCCUUCUUCACUUAUUCAAAUGGCUGGUGUUUGCCAUUCUUUGAGGGAGAGGUGUGUGAGUGAUCAUUUUUGGGAGAAACACAUGAAGAAGAAAUGGGGUGGAGUUAUUGGUCAAGCUGCAUAUAAGGAAUGGAAAUGGCAUCUUGCUUCAAAAAGGGAUGUUAAAGGUCUUCAUAAACAUGGCAGGCAAAGAGGCUUCUUGAUGAAAACUUUAUCUCUUGUUUGGCCUUUUCAAUGGAUGAAAUUGAAGGUUGAUGAUGCAAAUGAUAGCAACAAGCAGAAGAAUUCUUUGCCUGUUGAUUCUCUUAUGAAUUGGUAUCUUGCUAUUGAGACUGGCACAUUCUGGUUCCCUGCUCAAGUUUAUAACCGCGAGAAUGGUCAUGUUGGAUUCAUGUUAUCUUGCUAUGAUGCUGAAAUUAGCUAUGAUUCGCGAGUCGAUACCUUUCUAGCCAGGUAUCCUCCACAUGGAAGAAGAGCAGAUGCUAGAGAAUGUGGCAUUCCAUGGGAAAGACUAAGAGCACCUCCUGUUGAUACCUCUCCACAUGAUCUUCAUAUCUCUGACUGUUUAAAUGAUUUGCAUCCUGGUGAUCACAUAGAGAUUCAAUGGAGGAGAAACAAAGAAUUUCCUUAUGGAUGGUGGUAUGGUGUUGUAGGUCACUUGGAGUCAUGUAAUGGAAAUGAAAAUCAUUGCCGCUGUCAUAUUAGUGACACAGUGGUGCUAGAGUUCAAUCACUACACUCCUGGUUCAAGAUGGAGACAAACUAAUAUCAAUAGGAAAGAUCAUAGGGAAGAAGGAAAUGAGGCUGAUGGAUUUUAUGGUGGAUUAAGAAAGAUUACGAGUGAGAAUGAAAUUUCAAUUUGGAAACGAAUGUGGCCAUCUGAAGUUUUGGAUUAGUAUAUCUGGUCAAAUUCUACACUAAGUAUAACUUUGUUUCCUCAGCUGAAGCAUGGUCAGAUUCUGUUUUACACAAGGAAAUAUACAAAUGGAAGGGAAUUCUCAUGUAUUUAGGCCAGUCUGAUUUUCUUUUCCACACUUUGGUUAUCACUUGACAAAAUUUAUGGGUACUCUUGUGGUUUUCAUCAAUGUAAAUUACUUUACUCCUCAUUUACACACACAAGAUGUACAAUAUUUGUUGAACUAUUUAUAGAAAUCUAGAUGAUAUACCAAGAUGGGUUAUUCUCAAACAAAUGGUUAAGGAUUCAAACCUGACUUGUGUAUGUUUGGUUGA